GGUUUGCAGAUCACAAUGGAAAUGUCUCGCACAAAACGCCUUUAAGCAAUUUACAUCCCCUUUCCUUAAGGCGGAAUCUGUCGGGUUGUAUUGGCCGGGUGGAGCUGCGGUUCAGCUUGCCGAUGUUUGCUUAGCCAGCUCCAAUUUCAUCACAAGACAGAUUCGUCUUUAUUAUACUCAGUGUCGGUAGUCACGAGUUACACCUCACGAUCUAAGCGGAACAAAGGAAUCCAUAAGAUACAUUACAGCGUGCAGCACCUCAAAAUGCUAACGCUUGAAGAAGCAAGAGCCCGUUUGGAGCUGGCGGGGCAGUCCCACCUUCUGCAGUUUUGGUCUGAGCUAGACCAGGAGGAGAGAAGUCGGUUUCUGGCCGAGUUGUCUCAGUUAGACCCGGAGGAAGUACGCGAUCACUGCCGAGGUGCGGUGGAGGCAGCAAGCGGCCACUCCGGUCCGCAAGAUCGGCUAGACCAACGGAUGGAGCCUGUUCCGCCAGAAUUCAUCGGCAGCGUCAAGAGAAGCGACCAAAGUACUCUGAAUGACUGGGAAAAUGAAGGUUUUCUGCAGAUUUCUCAGAACAAGGUGGCGGUGUUGCUCCUGGCUGGGGGUCAGGGGACUCGUCUCGGCGUGCCGUACCCUAAAGGGAUGUACAACGUGGGUCUACCGAGCGGAAAGACCCUUUACCAGAUUCAGGCCGAGCGCAUUCGGAAAGUUCAGGAGCUGACGGCUAAGAAACGCGGCUGCGAGUGCAUUGUGCCAUGGUAUAUAAUGACCAGUGAAUUUACCCUGGAGCCUACAGAGAAGUUCUUCAAGGAGAACAAUUACUUCAACCUGGAGCCAACAAACAUCAUCAUGUUUGAGCAAAGGAUGAUCCCAGCUGUGUCUUUUGAUGGAAAGGUCAUUCUGGAACAAAAGGGCAAAAUAGCCAUGGCCCCAGAUGGAAAUGGCGGCCUAUAUCGCGCCCUAGCGGACAAUCGCAUCCUAGAGGACAUGGAAAGCAGGGGAGUGCAGUUCUUGCAUGUCUACUGUGUCGACAACAUAUUGGUCAAAAUGGCUGACCCCAUCUUCAUAGGAUUCUGCGUGAGGAAAGGGGCAGACUGCGGUGCAAAGGUGGUGGAGAAGGCGUAUCCCUCGGAGCCGGUGGGCGUGGUUUGCCAGGUAGAUGGGGUGUACCAGGUGGUGGAGUACAGUGAGAUCCUGCCGGAAACAGCCGAGCUCCGCGGACCAGGGGGGCACCUGGUCUAUAGCGCCGGCAAUAUCUGCAACCACUUCUUCACCCUGGACUUCCUGAAGGCCGUGGCACAGAAGUAUCAUGGACAGCUGAAGCAGCAUGUGGCCUUAAAGAAGGUCCCCUUCAUCGACCAGGAGGGCAACCAUGUGAAGCCCACGAAGCCGAACGGGAUCAAGAUGGAGAAGUUUGUCUUUGACGUCUUCCAGUUUUCAAGGAACUUCGUAGCGUUUGAAGUUUUGAGAGAGGAGGAGUUCUCUCCAUUGAAGAACGCAGAUGGGGCACCCCUUGAUACCCCCACGACAGCACGACGCUCCCUGCUGGCACAGCACUACCGCUGGGCUCUGGCUGCAGGGGCGCAAUUUCGGGACAGCCAGGGGGUGACCAUUCCACCCAAACCCCGGAUGGCAUGUGAUGAGGACCCACCUGCAGUGUGUGAGAUUUCUCCACUCGUCUCCUACUUUGGAGAGGGACUGGAACCGCCGCUGAAAGACAAGGCAGUGACGUCACCCAUCAUCCUGGACGAAACGUGGCCCAAAAUUCUCCCACGGCAGUAGCCCCCAGUCUCCCCAGUACCUGCAACGACAGAGCAAUGUUUAAAAUAAGGGAAUUUUGAAAAUGGUGCCUUUUGUAUGAGUGUUAUUUAAUUACAUGUUUUCAACAAUGUAAGAAAGUUUCCAUUUUCUCAGUCUGUAACAGUUUUGGAUUGAUGAUUCUGCAAAAGUGCAUACAUAAAAUGCUUGAGGAUACAGACAUUCAAAUUCCCCUCUCCAAGGACAGCUGUACAUCUAAAAAAUUAAUCAUAAGCAAGAGGUUCACAUAAUUUCAUGUUCCAGGGCUUGCAGUCUUUGGGGGGAAAAGGCUCAUGUUCUAGAGUGAUUGAUUUUCCUGAUCUUGACCAAAACAUUUCAAGUACUGUAUUUUCUGAAAUAAAACGGUGACCAGUUUUUUAUGACUAUACUCAACAUAUAUUUUGAUAAAACUUUUUAUUACAUUCUUUGAUAGAUAUAUCAUUUCUCUUUCAUUGUUUCAGACAGAUUACCGGUAGUUUACAGUACAUGACACUAUACUGUUUUUACCUAUGUGACUUCUUCAAGAGUAAAGGUAUGCUUCUGAAUGAUCAUAGGUUUUGCUGAAAAUUGUCGACAAGUAGUUAUCUGAUACUGGACCAGA
This is a messenger RNA of Megalops cyprinoides (Indo-Pacific tarpon), 2398 nucleotides long. It is a transcript of the gene uap1l1, whose product is annotated as UDP-N-acetylglucosamine pyrophosphorylase 1, like 1. The coding region runs from base 265 to 1782 and encodes 505 amino acids. The transcript is spliced from 10 exons. The record is from RefSeq and is a predicted model, not a curated record. Gene Ontology annotation, biological process: UDP-N-acetylglucosamine biosynthetic process. NCBI's taxonomy places the organism in Eukaryota, Metazoa, Chordata, Actinopteri, Elopiformes, Megalopidae. Gene Ontology annotation, molecular function: UDP-N-acetylglucosamine diphosphorylase activity.